This is a messenger RNA of Siniperca chuatsi (mandarin fish), 8210 nucleotides long. Its product is annotated as DNA polymerase nu-like. Gene Ontology annotation, molecular function: DNA binding; DNA-directed DNA polymerase activity. The transcript has 8 exons. Lineage: Eukaryota; Metazoa; Chordata; Actinopteri; Centrarchiformes; Sinipercidae. The coding region runs from base 271 to 666 and encodes 131 amino acids. The record is from RefSeq and is a predicted model, not a curated record. Gene Ontology annotation, biological process: DNA-templated DNA replication; double-strand break repair.
UCGCUGCAGACUUCUGCCAGGUGGAGCUGCGUCUGCUGGCUCACCUCUCCUCUGACCCUGAGCUGCUCCGCAUUUUCACCCACCCACAGGCGGACGUCUUUACCAUGUUGGCCUCUCAGUGGUCGUGAGCGUCUGUCAGGGAUCCUCGGGGUGAGCGCUGAGCAGGCCAGCCGAUUCCAGGACAGCUUCCUCCAAACCUAUAGAGAAGUCCAGGCCUUCAUCCAGAGGACCAUCCAACAGUGCCACAAACAAGGUUAUGUGCUCUCCAUCAUGGGUCGUCGACGGACCCUCCCUAACAUCAACUCCUCUGAUUGGGGCAUCCGCAUGCAGGCCGAGAGGCAGGCUGUCAAUUUUGUGGUCCAAGGUUCUGCUGCUGAUCUCUGUAAGAUGGCCAUGAUCAGAAUCUUCAACCUGGUCUCCUCCUCCAGCUCGCUCUCUGCCAGGCUGAUAGCACAGCUCCACGAUGAGCUUCUGUACGAAGUGGAGGACUCCCAGGUGAAACAGUUUGCAGCUCUGGUGAGGAGCACCAUGGAGUCUCUUCAGCACAUAGACCACCUAGGAGUACAUCUUAAGGUCCCCCUGAAGGUGGCAGUCUCCAGUGGCAAGACUUGGGGAUCCAUGUCUGAGCUUAACAUCCCUCAAACGUCUCCAUCUCCUUCUCUUUGAGUCCUGCCUCCUUUGUUUUUGCGCCCUCUAUCUUCCCCCCUUUCACCGCCUCUGUAUUGAAUAUACUUUCUUUCACUGCUCCAGACAUUUUCUCUGCUCCCUCUCACUCCCACUUGGUGUGUUAUCAUCUUUCUGCCUCUUCUGAGUUUCUUGUUCUCCCUCUCAUAGUCUCUCACUCUAUCUCUCUCUUCACUCGUCCUGCAUCCAUAUUGCUAUGGAAACCAGGCAGCUGCAGCUCCUUCCAGCUCCCAGUUCUUGCUUUCACUCCAUCCGUAUCCGGGGGCAACGGCAGGAGCCUCAAACUGGAUUGCGCCAGUUUAUUUUUUUCUCUCUCUCCAUCCUGCAAAAAAAAAGAUUCCUUGUCUCCUCCUCAGUUUUCACACUCUCGUAUUAAGACCAACGCUGUUUUCUCUGCCUUGUUUCCAAGGUGAAGCUACUGUACACGUUUGAGAGAGUACUUGAUAUUUAUUGGUUCAUAGAAUUGGUUGUUGAUUAUUAAAAAAGACGUAGGGGUUGAGCUACUAUAUACCUGAAAUAUGGUGUACUGCGUUGUAUAAAACUUCUUUGUAUUUAUUGUUUUUAUGCUUUGUUCGUGCUAAAUAAAGCUUGCAUUAAUUCUGCAUGCUCAAAAACGUCUGUGACAGGUUCACACUUGAUAAACCCAAUGACUUUCUUCCCGUUUUCAUUUCCUCGUGCAGGUUUUUUUCUGCCUACACUAGGCACAAAUCCUUAAUUAAUUCUUCUAGCUAAUUUGCACGUUACAUUUUAAAACAUUUUUAGAGUUGAUGCUCUUAUUAACAGAAGCGUUGAACAAUUGAAGCAGCAUAAUAGCCUUGAAUUUCAACAAAUAUUACAAAUGAGUUUAAGUCAUAGUUCCCUGGCAAUGUUCCUGUCAACCUAGAGUUUAGAAAAAGUCAGAUAUAUUUAGUAGAUAUUCUAUUAUUUUAAUGCUAUGAAGCCAUCAUAUCUUCAGGGAUGCUUUAUUUAAUAAAAGUCACCUUUUUGUUGAUUGCAUUCAGCUGAUUCAAAGCAGAUGAUCUAAUUUUGCUGAGCCGUGCGCAUCCAGUGUCUUACUCUCUCCAGCUCAUCUUUUAUCUGCUCACUUGGCUCUAGCCCACCCUCCCCUUUGUCUUGUUUGUGCCUCUGUCACACCCACACACACACAUUCCACAAAUGUUAAGAAACACACGCACACACUCUUUUUAUCCAUGCAGCCACCAUGAAUGCACUCACAGUCACCGGCUUCCAGACACACUGACCGAGUUUCCUCGUCUUUGGCAGCCGCAGUGAGACUCUUUUUGCCCCCUUUAUACUGUCCAAUUAAGACCCUUUAAGCCUACAAAAUGGGUCUAGGCAGAACCAUACACCUUGUGACAUUUUAAACAAAGCCUAACCCCAAUUACCCAUUUGAAAUGUCACCUGAUGUUGGCAGCUAAUUAUAGGAGUUGUCACUUUUUAAGUCGAUAUGAAGGUGUAAUGUGGAAUCUGCAGAUCCGCCAACUGUCCUGUCGUGUAUUUACAUUCCUCUAGUUCCCUUUCUUUUUCAGUGGAACAGCCCUUCACUUUGCCAAUUGAACCCACUGACAGGAAUGUGCUCUCCAUGUGCCGAUGUGAGAGAAGCUUUUCUCACCAGGUCAGUAUGAGCAGUUCAGAGCCAUAGCACUGGACAGUGUUAUGGAAAUCUGCCCCUCUAUUCUCUCAUUGUUCGGUGGUUUAAGGGUGCACAGCCUUCCCCCUCUUUGAUAGGGGAGCGUGAGACUGGUAUGUGCAAAUUCUAGAGGGCACUCUGCACUUUUGGAGUAGGGGUGUUCAAAGUAGGUAUGGAGGUAAAACUAAUAAAGCUGUUUUAAACUCCUUUGUUUGUGUUCUGUUUUGUUGAAGUCUAUGUACAGGAUGCAACAGCAUACUAGCACUGUGUUUUUGCAGUUAAAAUGAUCUGGUAGUGAAUCAUAUGAGCGGGAGAAUUAUUACAGGAUGCCUGUUAUCUUCUAGUUUACUAAAUUAAAAAGAUGUCAAUGAGGCAUAACCUUAUUGACAUCUUUUUCAUUUGAAUGAGUGUUGCCUUCACUUUAAUGACCUGUGUCAUUCAUAGGAGCCAAGGCCUGAGGGUCCAGCUGAAGACUCCAGUUGUCAAGGGCAACAGAUAUGAGCUUCCCCUAGUUGCCAUGGCGACCGUGAGAUGUGUAAGUAGGCACGUAUCCUCACGGCUGUGAUUGCUGACAUGUAUAUCACUUUAAAUCUAAUAUUUAUCUCAAAUUAUUCUCAGUGUGUAUACAUUUUCCUUCCCUUCUCUGCUCUCUUGGCAAGAAAAAAAUCUGUUUACUGUUGCAACAUAUAAAAGCUUAAUGCAUCAUCAUUUUUAAUUGAUACAAUAUAUGUACAUCCAUGUUUCAAUCAUCGUCAUAAUGCAGGAAAUGCCAUCUUUACAUCUAUACAGUGUUCCAGUUGUUGUCAUAAAAGAAAGGGUUAAUAAUCAACAAUAAUAAUAGUAAUCCCAGUGUGGUAAUACAGCAAUCUUCCAAAGGAAUGGCAGAAAGGGAACUGAAAGCUAAUAGACCCCAAUAAAAACCAGGUUGUCACUGCAGUCUCACUGAGGUCGGCAGACCGGUGUACCAACAUCGUCUAGACUAUGUUACAGUCUCUUUCUGACAUGCUUCUUCAUCUUAAGCACUGUGUCCCCGGUAAUCACUAAAUCUGCUAAAUCACCACACCAUGCUUGACCUUAUUACUGUACAUGAGAAUCUUGUCCCACACCAUACCUGUCCAUAAUUUUGACCCUGCUUUUCCUCUCUUUGUCUUCCUGUAACCUCUCUAAUCCAGUUGACCCCAGACAUUGUUUACUUACUACUCUACUUUAUAUGCCUAAGGGCCUCUUUUCUCAAAUACCUCAUUGUAGCCAAACUACCCCUUCCCCUACAUGUCCCCUAACCCCUGGUCUCCAAAGAUACUUCAGUUACAAUUUUACUCCCUUCCCCCCUAAGUCUAUCCAUGUCAUCCAUCAAUUGCUCCUUCCAUUCCUCUAUCAUGGCCGGCUGGUUGACCUGCCUGCCUCCCCACAGUGUGGCUGCAUAUCAGUCCCCUGCUGUGCUUUGUGCGGGUCGGUUUCCUGGCAACAGACAACAGCCAUGACAGGGCUCCAGGGCAGAGAGAUCCCCUUGCAUUGCAGCAGCUUGCUAUAGCUAGAUAGCUCAGUCCAGAGCCACUGAUAUUCAUUGCCAUGCCCGGUGUGUGCUGUAAGCUAACAGAGCUGCUGCUGUUGCAGUGUUUUAGGUUCUCUCUGACGACUUGAGAGUUCAAGCAGACAGGCAGGACAAGGAAGGCUGUGUCUGAACCCAUCAGUGUGCGACACCAAGGCUAAGAUGGCGUGCACUGUAACCCCUGAAAGUGGCAGCCGUUAGUCAGUAUGGGAUUGUCAUGAGGUAAUACAGAUGAAGACACCUGCACUACUGUAGAAUCUCUAUUAGUGCUGUAAAUAUCUUUAAAAUAUAUUUUUUUAUAUAUUUUAAAUCCACAGUUUCUGUUACAAAAGGAGUAAAAAUGACCCCCAGAUGCUAUUUACAGUAAAAUAUACUUUACAACUUUACAGCUACUGACUUACAGAUUCAAAAAAAGACUUUGAAUCUCACUGGUAAGAAAAGUCAACAUGAUUGAGAGUUGCGAUUCUGGCAGCUGCAGUAUGUUUUUAAUUGAUUAUUUUCAAUUGUACUAACAGAGUGGUGGUAGUGACGCUGCAGCGCAUACAGUGUUACAAGUUAACCAGAAGUCUUUGUGGUUAGAUAAAAGCUCAGUUAAGAGACUUACAGCAGAUUGCACUUUCAGAGUGUGGCUACGCCAUCUUUUCCCUGUCUGCUUGAACUGCUCAUUCUUAAGCAUACAUUACCCCCCUCUUGUCAUUUCCCCCAUUCCCUGUUGACAUCUGUACAAAUAUGCAGAGGUACACCUGUGUACUUCAACUUCGAGUUUUUAAAAAACACAUCUUUGACACCUCUUUGUAAAGAAAAAUACAAAAAACAGAAACAUUUUACAAUCAAACACCCCCUCAGGCUUCAAUAUAAUGGUAUAAUGAGUGGUAAUGUUGCAAUGCCAAAACUGUGAUGGCAUCACUGCCACUAAGGGAUAUAACAUCAAUGCAGCAUUUCAUGUAUUUAAUAAAAUCAUUGUUGAUAGUAUGCCAUAAUUUUGUGGUUUUAUCUGUUUGUUUGUUUGUUUGUAUUUAUUGCUUGAUUAGAUGGCACAUGGGCAGGAUUUUUGCCAAAUAAUACCAAGUAAGUACAGGAUUGUGUUGAACAAAACAUAAGGAAUAAGAAUGCAGCAAUUACUGUCACCUUUGGCAAAUUUUCACCUCCAAAAAUAGCCAUGGGUCGUAGUACGAAUUAUACAUUAUGGUAUCAUGUCUUGUAUCUAUGCUUAUGAUACAUAUAGGAGAAAGAGAAACUUUAUCCAUAUUCUUCAUAGGAAAUGUAAAAAAUCAAAACUAUCUGUACUGUAAUAGCAAAACAAGACACAGUUGUGCUACAAGUGCUUAUGUGUUCUUGGCACCUGUGGCCUCAGUCCAAAGUGAGUCCUUCUGUAUUUGCCACAGUGGAGCAAAAUCCUCACCAGAGGUAGAGAGAGAGAGGGAGUCCAUGCUGUGGAGUUCUGUUGCUGCAGACCUCCUCCCGCCCCCCCGCUCGCCCCAUUUAACUGCCAAUGUGGCACAUUCCUCCCUCACCCCUCGCCCUCCUCGUUAGGUGGAACAUUCCAGGCGACAGCCAUCUUCUGAGACAAAAAUGAACUCCAUCAGGAUUGGUUAAAACCAGCAAAGAUGACAGGUUGCAGUAAAUCAUACAUUAACAAUAGGUAGAGAUACAACUAUUUACAAUCACAUAAAAUGUCUAACAUCUAAUGUAGUGGUUUAGUCACUUAAUGAAAGAACCAAUAGCUGCUUUUCACCCUUUUUCCACCAUUCUCAUUCAUAAAGUAAAAAAGCAACCAGGAAAGAUUUAAAACAUAAAAACCUUUCUAAGACCUUAAAUGUUGGCAGUUUACAUUCAUGCCUGUGAGUGUUCGCCUCCAAGGCUGCUGAGCAUGGACACACACCAUCAGAGUAACACAACACACCCACAGGAUCUGUACAUUUGUGCAGUUUUGAAUUCUAUGCUCCUUCACCAGUUGAUAAACUGAAUGAAAUAUUGAUCAUGACAAAUACUGAUAUUUUUAACGUUUGGUUAUUUUAACGGCCAUGUUGUAGGAUUUAUAAAACUUCUGAAGUUGAAGCUUUGGCUUCAAUAGCCUUAGCUUGGGCCUCUGUGUCUGCCAUCAGAGAGAGAGCAUCAGAUGAACAUUUUUGGGAUCUAAAGCACUCUAAACUAAAAGAGCCUUCUCCAGUAGGGGAGGCCUUUUAUGAAGCAUUCCUUCUCAAACCUCAACCAAUAGGACAGCACACUCACACUCAAACAAAUCACAGAAAACCAAAUAAAAAAGUGUGAGAUUGUUUUUGGAUUGUACAUCAGCAGAACAUUUCAGAGGAAUGGUUUGUAACAAAAUGUACACUCUGGUAGAAGUUGCAUACAAUUUAAUUACUACAUUCUAACAUUAAGUAUGCGUUACCAGUUUUAAAUGGGAGGUGAGACUUCACAGGGCAUAGCAUUCACAUGAAGUAGAAAACAGACAUUGCUCAGACUAGAAAUAAAUGCAUUAUAGUCAGUGCACUUCAUCUUUACAAUUCAAAAUCACCCUUUAACUACCGUAAGCCAUGCAGUCCACAAGAUAUUUGAACUCCCGCGUUUGAUUCCAGUGCAUAAGGCCUUUGCAAAGGCGUUUUGAAUGAUAUUACCUUUGUUCCGAAUAUUUACCAGUAUGGAUAAUAAUUUCUCCCGACAAUACAUGAAGGAGUAUUUUAAAUUUCAUCUGGCAGAAACUGAGAUUGGCAGCAGCGGAAAUGGCUCAGAAUUGACAGACUUCACAUUCUCCCACAAGAUCCAGACCACAGUUUAUUUUACAAUCCACCUCAACAAAGCCCACCUCUCACUCUCAACCUUCGGACCUCACCCAAGUCUUAUAAACAAUGGACUGAGUCAUACAGUAAAGACCAAAACACAUUGGCAGCGAUAACGGACAUAAAUUAGUUGAGACUCCAAAUGUGUCUCUGCUGUGGUGUUUCUGUGAGGAAAUCUAAAGCCUCAGCACCACUGACACUUACAUUUCACAACUGUGAUAUCAGAUGUUAAAUAGAUGGUUUAUAGUCUGAUUCUUAUAUUUGGAGACAAACCAGAAAAAUUCAGUAUAGUGUGUUCACACUGUGGUUUAGCUGUUUAUCAUGUUACCAUUAGCUUAGUAGGAAGUUUGUAAGUACUGUAUGAAGGUCAGUGGUAGCUGUUGCUCCAGAAAUGUCACAAAAUACAGCCUGGUCCUCUUUUGACUCUCCAGCAACAACCAAAUUCAAAGCAGAUGCAUCAAAGUGGUGUGAGGCAUCCUCCACAUGUUGGCCCGAUGAAAGCAUCUGGUGCGUUUUUGAAAACAAUACUGUUAGAUACUUUCAGUGCAUUUGUGCCUUGCUUUUACUUUGUAGAAUUUCAUAGAGAAAUCUUAGGUUGGCUCCAAUUAAAAGACAAAGAACGUGUCAGUAGCUAAGCCUCCUCUAGACGUUGCUUGAACACAUGGCUUGAACAAAGGGAGGGAAGGGAAAGAAGCUUUAGUUCCAUGGGACCUGACAUACAUAGGCGUCUAAACGGCUUAAAGUAGCUACGGUCAACUUUUGUCCAUUGUGGGGGUUUUCUAAUGUACAUCCCUAAAUAAAAAAAAUAAAUAUUGUGCAAAGUAAGAAACAUAUACAUACUGUAUAUUUUUAGGCAUUUAGCUUACAUAGGUGGAGGUUCAGUGUGGGGUUUGAGGACACGUUUGAGUGGAAACGGCUAUUACCUGUGUCACCUGGAGCAAAGUCUAACCAUGUGACCAUGACUGCAAACCAUUACACUAUCCUGCCGCCUGUGUUUCCUUUAUCUGCAUAUGAUAAACUUGGCCAAGGACUUGGAUGAAAGAUAUUUCACUUGGUGCUCGUAAAGAUUUUGCUCUAUGUGCUGCAUGGGAAUACAUGUUUUCUCUUGCAUCAUUCGUCGAAUGCCCAUGAUCUUAGUCCUGCAAAGUGUUUGGUAACCUUACCACAAGCUGGUUUAAUAGAAGAAGAGCUAUGAUGCUUUUAGUCAUAUGCCCUCACUCCCACUGUGAUGAAGGAAGGAAACUAACUUGUCCUCCAGCCAGUGACAGAUAAAUCUGAAUAUCAAUAACCGAUUUCAAAUUUAGCAAGGCUUUUAGAAUGGGAUACAACUUCUUAACAAGGGUUGGCUACCUCCUAAAGAUUUAUGAGCACUGGCUUGUGGCUGGUAUUAAUUUCACACCCUUGUCUUGAUUACAUAGAAUUAAAAUAAUUUAAAAUAAAAUAAACCAUUAUAAAAAUUACAAGUCUAUCGUUCCACUGUAUGCCAUGUGCUAGGAGUUUCUCCACUAAAAGUUAUAUUUGCAUUCAAAGACACAUUUCAUGCAAAUGGUACAAUUGUUCUUUUUUU